UGUUAGGCAGAGCAUACCAGGUUGAGUUGGUUUGUGUUUGUAUUAUGACUUUAAUGUGGAACAUUAGUCGUGAUGAACAGAGUUUCUGACUCUAUUAUGAUUAUGCUUGUAUAAUAUGGAGAAUCGUGGAUGUUUCUUUCCCUUGGUGGAUAAAUCUAAAGGGACUACUUUGCCUACCUUGGACCUGAAAAAAUAGUCAUCAAAAGAUGGAAAAGGUGACACCUUUCUUGUCAUCAGUCAGCGCUGUAACACUCUCAAACAGAGACUGAUAAGAAAAGAAAAGGAACCCUUUGGCAUACAGGCAAGAGGGUGAGAAAUUUCCAAAGCGAAAAGACACACUUAGCCAAACAGAGGAAAUGGCAUUCUUGGACAAUCCGGCCAUUAUCCUGGCUCACAUCAGACAAUCUCAUGUGACCAGUGAUGAUACUGGAAUGUGUGAGAUGGUGCUAAUAGAUCAGGAUGUUGAUCUUGAGAAGUGCCAGCUUUCUCUGGUGCCUGGUAGCAGCUUUGGGUCAACUGGGUCGGGCCUCCUGAAUGAGGGGGGCAGUAGUGUGACAGACAGUCAUCCCUGUGACCUCUCUCAGUCUAUGGACAUCACCUCCAGCUGGGACUUUGGCAUUCGUCGGCGCUCCAACACAGCCCAAAGACUUGAAAGACUAAGAAAAGAACGACAGAACCAAAUCAAAUGCAAAAACAUUCAGUGGAAAGAGAGGGCGUCCUCCCAAUCAGUGGAAGAUCUGGGGUCUCUGUUUGAAAAGCGCAACUUUAAAGACAGGCCGCAGACAACUGGUACAAAAUCCACUUUGUCACUGAGGCUUGAGCAGUGUCCCCAGCAGCUCAAUAAUCCCUUCAAUGAAUACUCUAAAUUUGAUGGCAAGGGCCACAUCGGCACCACAGCUACAAAAAAGAUAGACGUCUACCUAUCAAUGCAAAUGACUCAAGAGAAAGUACAUCCAAUGACAGUGGUGACCAUCGCCAAUGCCCGUGUCCAUGACCUCAUUGGACUUAUCUGUUGGCAAUACACAAGCGAGGGACGAGAACCCAAACUCAAUGAAAAUGUGAAUGCUUAUUGCCUUCACAUUGCUGAAGAUGAUGGCGAGGUAGACACUGACUUCCCUCCGCUAGACUCCAAUGAGCCAAUACACAAGUUUGGUUUCAGCACUCUGGCCUUGGUGGAGAAAUACUCCUCCCCUGGCAUCGCUUCCAGGCAGUCACUGUUUGUUAGAAUAAAUGCUGCUCAUGGUUUUUCUCUAAUUCCGGUGGACAAUUUGAAGGUGACUAUGAAGGAAAUUCUCCAGAAAGCUCUCAAGAAGAGGAAAGGUUCACAGAAAGGCUCGGGGCCCUUGUAUCGUCUCGAGAAGCAGACCGAGCCAAAUGUAGCAGUAGACCUGGACUCCUCACUGGAGAGCCAGAGUACCCUGGAAUUUUGCCUGGUCAGAGAAAACAGCUCCAGAGGUGAGGAGAGUUCAGAGGAAGACCCUCCUAUUGAUAUCACCACAGUCCAAGACAUGUUGAGCAGUCAUCACUACAAGUCCUUCAAGAUCAGCAUGAUUCACAAACUGCGUUUCACCACAGAUGUCCAGCUAGGGAUUUCAGGAGAAAAACUGGAGAUUGAUCCUGUCACCAAUCAGAAAGCCAGUACUAAGUUCUGGAUUCGGCAGAAACCCAUUUCCAUUGACUCGGACCACCUUUGUGCUUGUGACCUUGUGGAGGAAAGAAGCCCUAGUCAUGCAAUAUUUAAACUCACUUAUCUCAGCAAUCAUGACUACAAGCCUCUCUACUUUGAGUCUGAUGCUGCUACUGUCAAUGAAAUAGUGCUGAAGGUAAACUACAUCUUGGAGUCCCGGGCCAGCACCUCCCGUGCUGAUUACUUUGCCCAGAAACAACGAAAACUGAGCCGCCGGACCAGCUUCAGUUUCCAGAAGGAGAAGAAAACUGGGCAAUAGACGGGCUCCUCUGCCACCUGUCAGUACAUUCUCUAUAUAUAGCCUUGCAUAUGGAGAGCAUCAACCUAAAUCUACAAUCCCUAUAAGAUGAAAAUGAGAGGAAGAGAGCAAUGGUUAGAAAAUGGUCCUGUAGGAUGUAUGUCUGCUUCAGCAGAGCAAGGUGGAAGUUUCUGAAACUUCACCAGUGUCAAGUCAUUCUUUUUCUAAAAUUGAAAAAAAAAGACUUGUUUUGGCUGUUGUGUUUUUGUUAGUUUUUUUUUUUUUUUUUUUUUUAAACUUUUUGUUCAUUCAUUGCCUCUGAAUCUAAGCUCUGUCCUCCAGGAUGGAUUUGUAGAGCUUCAACAAGUUGGCAAUGUGCACCAAAAAAAAAAUCAAAGCUACAGACUAUAUUAUUGCUUUUGCCCUCCUCAUCUAACAGAUUUAACAUAAUGUGAAAAUAAAGGUUUCACAUUUUUAAUGUAUUGUAUAGAGAUAUUUUUUAUUUAGGAAAUGAAAAGGUCUCUCUGGACUUUGUUGUUGGGUUUAUCAGUCUAACAUUAAAGCAUUUCUUUCAGGCAUAUAUUUUAAAAAAAAGUUUUAAUAGCAAAUAUUCUUCAUGCUUUAAGAAGAUCAAACACUUUUAGAAAAUAAAAAAAUGGUUAAUUUGAAAGUUUUAAAGGGAUAAAUGGACUGGUUCUUAUCUGUGCACUCAAAGCGCUUUAUACAACUUGCCUCAUUCAUCUGUACAAGCACUUUUUUUUUCUCUGAUUUUUCUGCUGAAGUGCUUUUUAUCUAACAUUCAGAUACAUUCAUACUUUGAUGGAUGCAUCAGAGAGCAACUCAGGGUUAGUAUUUUGCCCAAGGCUACUUGGCAUGCAGGCUGGAGCAGACAAGGAUCAAACCACCAACCUUCCGUUAAGUGGAUCGCCUGCUCUACCUCCUAAGCUACAGCCACCUCCAUAUAUAAAGAUAUGACAUUUGAAUGUCAAACUUUUGAUUGCUGGGUUAACUCUUUAUCCCUGCUCAAUUAACACUGACUGUAAAACUAAGCAACAACUUGCCAGGAUAAAAAAAAUAAAUCUAAAAAAAAAAUGAAAUUCCUUAUCGAUUCCCUUAUCAAUUCUCAUUGCUCCACUUUGAGAACCACCACCAUCUCUAAGCAGGAUAUCAAAGACAUUACAUUCUUGCUGAAUUCAAGUGUUUGUUUAUGUUGGAGGUAUUUCCCCUCUUUGUGAUCAGUGUUCAUUACUAAAGUAAAAAAGUUGUUACACAUAUACAAAGAACAUUUCUCUUAAAAGUAAUGCAGCACGUUGAUUAAUUACUCCCAGGAGAAAGAAAUUUGUUAAACUACCUUUAUAACUACUCGUUACAUUACUUCAAUCUUACUCUGUAUAAUGAUCUUAAACACACUGUCUCAUAAUAUAAACCUACAGGCUACAGCCCCACACACCAACACAAAUCCCUAGUACAGCUGGUACAGCGUCCACAUCACUACAGCUGCAGCACCAACCCGUCUGUUGAUCCCCUCUCCCAUUCACUCAUGAACAAGACCCCGAGAUUCUCCUGCACUGGGGACAGGAACUCAUCCCAAACCUGGAGCGGGAAGUCCACCCUUUUCCAGCGAAGGACCAUGGCCUCAGAUUUGGUGGCGCUGAUUCUUAUUCCCACCGCUUCACACUUGGCCGUGACCCGUUUUAGUGCGAGCUAGAGGCGAUCACCCGAUGAAGGCAACAGAGCCAUGUCAUCUGUGAAAAGCAGAGAUGACCACCCAAGUGAAAGCCUUCCAGCACUUGACUACGCCUAGAAAUUCUCUCCAUAAAAAUUCUGGCCAUGCAGCCCAAUUUCAACACUUAACAGGAAAAGGCAGAACCAGGCUUGGGGUGGGGCAGCCAUCUACUGCAAAUGGUUGAGGGUGAGGGGAGAGAGAUGAAGCAAAAGUCACAUUGAAGAGAUUCAGAGAUUAAUAAUGAUUAAUCAUUAAAUGUGUGGUGUAUAAACGCAUUGUGGAAAAAAAGGUGAGUGAAGUAAAAAGAUGAAUCGUGGGAAACGGCCAGUAGCCUAGCAGCACAACUAAGAGAUGAUUCAGGCUUACAUAAUCCAGCCUUAAAUAUAUGGUUUAUCAGAAAGAACAUUUUUAAGCUUAAUCUUAAAAGUAUAGAAGUCGUCUGUCACCUGAAUCCAAACUUGGAAGCUGGUCUUACAGAAGAGAGCCCUCAAGUAUGAGGGCUCAGCCUUCCAGUAUCCUAGGAAUCACAAAAUUCUGUACUGUGAGGUCUUAAGAUGGAGCCUGGUUACUCAGGACCGAUUUUAAAUUUGAUUCUGGAUUUAACAGGGAGCCACCAAAGAGAAGUCGAUAUGGGAGAAACAUGCUCCUUUUAGUCCCUUUCGGUGUUUUUACUGUAGUAUUUUGGAUCAACUGAAGGCUUUUCAGGGAGUUUUUAGGACAUCUUGAUAAUAACAAAUUACAAUAGUCCAGGAUAGAUGUAACAAAUGCAGGAAUGGUUUUUCAGAAUCACUUAAGACUCAAUGUUUCUAAUUUUAGAGAUACUGUGAAUGUACAAAAAAAGCAGUGUUACAUACAGUAAAAGGAGUAUUGAACAAUUUUCAUUAUGACAGUUCUCACCAACAAAGGCUUUUUAUCAAGUAUUAAUUACAUUUCAGUAAGCGUGUUUAAUACUUUUCCCUGUGUAAUUUGUCAUUAUUACACAUAAUUUAUGGACAUUUCUGGUGUGAUUACUUUGCAUGUGUAGAUUGGAUUGUUUUUUAUCGACAUGUGGUGAGAGUUUCAUGUCAAUAGCACCUUUAAAUAAUUAUUUUCUUAGAAAAUUGGUGAUGCGUUCAAUACUUCUUUUACCUGCUGUAUUUGUAUUUGUAAUAUACCUGUUACAGGCAGUUUGGUGUCUGUGCCUCUUGCAGCUUAAGCUUUAAAUUCUCUUUUUCGUUUAUUGUGGCUGAAAUAUCUGGAUUUGUCUAUUAGGUGAUAAAUUGUAAUC
Pelmatolapia mariae (spotted tilapia) is the source of this 4918-nucleotide messenger RNA. Its product is annotated as target of rapamycin complex 2 subunit MAPKAP1-like. Gene Ontology annotation, cellular component: cytoplasm; TORC2 complex; plasma membrane. The coding region runs from base 357 to 1946 and encodes 529 amino acids. The transcript is spliced from 12 exons. Gene Ontology annotation, biological process: TORC2 signaling. Gene Ontology annotation, molecular function: phosphatidylinositol-4,5-bisphosphate binding. The record is from RefSeq and is a predicted model, not a curated record. NCBI's taxonomy places the organism in Eukaryota, Metazoa, Chordata, Actinopteri, Cichliformes, Cichlidae.